ACACUUCGACUCGACGCGUAUUCCCCUCGCCGCCGUCGCCGACUCGCCGUCGAUUCGCCGCCACCGUUGCCGCCGCUUCGCGCCUAGGGUUUCGUCGCCGGCCGCCGCUGUAUGAGCAGUCGCCCCAUCGUCGCCAACCUGGACCGUCACCACCACCACCACCGCCCCGAUGUCGUCGUCGAGGAAGACCGCGGGCCCCCGCGGCGGCGGCGGCCGCCGCAGGGACGAAGAAGGUGGGUAGUGGGCCGAGCCGGGUGACGCUGGAGAGGCUCCGGGAGGGGAUCGAGCGGCGGGCGGAGGAGGAGGAGAGGCGGGCGGAGGAGGAGAGGAGGGCGGAGGCGGAGAGGGCCGCCGCGGAGGAGCGGGCGAGGCGGGAGGAGGAGGAGGGGAGGGCGCGGGCGGAGGAGGAGAGGAGGCGGAGGGAGGAGGAGAGGCGGCGGAGGAGGAAAGAGGAGAAGGUGAGGGAGGAGGCGCGGCGGAGGGAGGAGCAGCGGCGGCGGCUCGGCAUCACCGUCGUCGCUGAUUCUCCCGGCGGAGGCGGUGAUGGCGAUCGUCGUCGGCCUGUGUACGACUCCAGGAAGACUAAAUUGCAGGCCAAGCCUCAUGGGGAUGCCCAGUCUGAAGCUGAUACGGCAGAAUUGCUGAGCUCGAAGCCGCAAUUGGAGGACGAGCAGAUCAAUGCAUUAUCUAUCGAGGUUGCUGCUGCCGCAGACGCAGUAGAAUUGGGAGUGGGAAGGAAAACUGGAUCAUCAGAAGAGGAUGGCACUGUUAGUGAUGGUGGUGAUGAUUCUUGUGAGGACAAGAGCUUGGAUGGUUUUGAUGUCCAAUCUGAUGGGAAUUCUCCCUGUGUUGCAGAGGGGGAAACAGAGGACAAACUUGCGACUUCUGCUUCCCAGGUUGUUAAUCCAGUCGAUAUCGAUGUGGCUGGUGAGGUUGAGGAAGAUGGGAUCCUUGAUUCUCAAGAUGCGUGUGCAAUCGAGGGUGACAGGGUGCUCCGUGAGACGAUAUGUUGCAUCCUUGGCCAUGUGGAUGCUGGUAAGACAAAGCUCCUUGAUUGCAUCAGGCACACCAAUGUGCAGAAAGGGGAUGCUGGAGGCAUCACGCAGCAGAUUGGCGCUACCUACGUACCUGUUGAAUACGUCAAGGAGAGGGCCAAACCCCAUAAAGGUGUGUCGUAAUCAAAGUUCCUGGGUUGCUUGUGAUUGACACCCCUGGCCACGAGUCGUUCAGUAACAUGCGCUCGAGGGGAAUGAGUUUGUGCGACAUUGCUGUGGUGGUUGUUGACAUUAUGCAUGGGCUUGAGAAGCAGACUGUUGAGACCCUUGCUCUUCUGAAAGACCGCAAUGUGAGGUUCAUUGUUGUCUUGAACAAGGUAGACCGGCUUUGUGGGUGGAAACAUUGUCCAGAUGCACCGAUAAAGAAGGCACUCGAGAACCAAUCUGGUGAUGUCAAAAGGGAAUUUGGGUGGAGGUUGACUAAGGUUGUGACACAACUGAAGGAAAAUGGCUUUAACACUGCACUAUACUAUGACAAUCAAAAGUUUCGGAAAGUGUUUGACAUAGUCCCAACCAGUGCCAUAAGCGGUGAAGGCAUUCCAGACCUUCUACUAAUGCUGGUGUUAAGGUCCCAAGCGACAAUGAUGGAGAAGCUAACCUUUGUCAAUACAGUGGAGUGUACUGUCCUAGAAGUCAAUGAUGACAAAGAUUUAGGAACUACUAUUGAUGUAGUGCUGAUUAAUGGUGUGCUGCACAAAGGUGAUCAAGUGAAUGUUUGCACUAAACAGGGGCCUGUCACAACAACUAUUAGAGAUUUGUUGACCCCUCAUCCAUUGAAAGAACUGAGAGUUAAGGGCAUAUAUAAGCAUCACAAGGAGCUUAAAGCUGCACAGGGGGUAAAGAUUGUGGCACGGGGACUGAAAUAUGCAAUUCCAGGCACUUCUCUCGUUGUAGUGAAGCCAGGGGAUGAUCUGGGACAAUCUGAAGCCAAAAGCCAGAGGAAUGAGAAUGAAGAGGGAAAUGUAAUACAAGAAAUAAGUAGGCUCAAAACUUGCAAGGAAGGUGUCUAUGUGCAAGCUUCUACUUUUGGAAUCUUGGAAGCAAUCAUUGAGCAUUUGAACAGCCCUGGUGUGAAUGUUCCUGUCAGUGGUUGCAACUUAGGCCCAAUUGAGAAGAAAGAUGUCAUGAAGGCAAGUGCUAUGCUGAAGCGGAAAGAAGAGUAUGCAGCCAUCUUAGCAUUUAAUGUCAGGGUGAUGCCUGAGGCAGAUGUCCUUGCAUCAGAAUCAGGAGUGAAGAUUGUUACAGCUGACACAGUGUACAAGCUUGUUGACAGCUUUAAUGAACACAUUAAAAGAUCAAAGGAGUUGAAGAAAAUGCAGUGUGCAGCCAAUGCAGUGUUCCCAUGCACCCUGAAGAUUCUGCCAAACCGUGUAUACCGUAAGAAGGAUCCAUUUCUUUGUGAUGUUGAAGUCUUGGAAGGUGUCGUCAAGGUGGGAACACCAAUUUGUGUCUAUGUUGGAGGCACAGUCCAUGGUCUUGGAAGGAUCUCCUCAAUGCAAACAUCAAAUGGUAAUCAGAUUGAUUCGGCAAAGCGAGGAGUAGUAGUAUCCGUAAAGAUAACCGGGGAGAGCCCCAAGGAGAAGACCUGGUUGUAUGGACGCCAUUUUGAUGAGAGCAAUGAGCUGAUCAGCCAAAUCUCAAGGAGAUCCAUUGAUGUCCUCAAAGAGUACUAUCGAGAUGAAAUGAAUGAUGAGAAUUGGCAGCUUAUCCGCAGGCUAAAGAAACUACUCGAUAUAGCCUGAAGGAUUGGAAUACUUCUGUCGUCUUCUCGUGUCGGCAAUUUAGAUCACGUUCAUCAUUUUCUGGUCUGUGUUGUGUCCAGAAACUCCAGUCAUACUUUGUCAUCAUUUGUCAAACCGUUUUGUUACUUUGUGAAUAAUGGAUGAAUCUAUAGAUGUUUGUAAUGGCGAA
Oryza sativa Japonica Group (Japanese rice) is the source of this 2966-nucleotide messenger RNA. Its product is annotated as eukaryotic translation initiation factor 5B. Lineage: Eukaryota; Viridiplantae; Streptophyta; Magnoliopsida; Poales; Poaceae. The record is from RefSeq and is a predicted model, not a curated record. Gene Ontology annotation, biological process: translational initiation. Gene Ontology annotation, cellular component: mitochondrion; cytoplasm. Gene Ontology annotation, molecular function: GTP binding; translation initiation factor activity; GTPase activity.